UCUACUGCAUAGCCAAGCUUGAAAGCCAACAUAUGAUAGAAGAGGGGAUCAACAUAAUGCAUACUCAUACCCCUGCCCUAAUAUAACGUACAAACGGUUGGACAACAACACAAACUUUUCCUGCAAUAUCUAUAUGCAUAUUAGUGGCACAGCUUGCAGGAUACAUAUUAUCCAAUCACAAAAUGUGAGUCUCGUCUGUGCCACGGCCACCGACAUUGUUGAAUAUGGAAGACUCCAAAUUGAUAUGUAUCGGCACGGUUUUCAUACUCUUCAGCCACACGCAUAAAGAUCAUCCAGCCCAAAGACAUCCGCAUCGUGUAUGUACAUAACCACCCAAAGUAUGGCUGAUUCCAGGGAAAGAUGUUCUGUGGAGGCUGCACCCACCUGGCCCUAGAAUAUUGAGAAAAACGAACUUGUGCUCGGCCAAGAAGAGGACCUAGAUCCGGACUCCUUCCUACCCAAGGAGGAUUGUGUCGCCUGGUUGCAAGUCCUAGGUGCCUUUUGUCUCAAUCUGAACACAUGGUAAGCCAAUAUCUUACCCUGUAUCAUCUGCCUUCUUCUCAUGCAAUAACCACAGGGGAUUGAUGAAUGCAUAUGGCGUUUAUCAGAGCUUUCACGAACUCAAUCUGUUGAGCUCCCGAAUCCCCGUCAAAUAUUUCCUGGAUCUGAUCAACACAGGCCUUCCUAUUGUUUCUUACCUCCGUUUCCGCAGGCCCGAUCUUCGACGCGGGCUAUUACAAGGUCCUGUUAUGGGCUGGCUCUAUUCUGACUGUCCUUGGAAUGUUCAUGACAAGUAUUUGCAACGAAUACUACCAAUUCUUCCUUGCUCAAGGGAUCAUGAUGGGUCUCGGCUUCGGCCUGCUCUAUCUACCUGCACCCGCCAUUGUUUCUCAGUUCUUUCAUGUCCGCCGAGCAAUUGCUGUAGGGAUAUCAUCUACUGGAAGUGCUCUUGGUACGUACCUAGCCAGCAUUAGAUCAAUAUUUCAUUAACUGACAUAACCUAGGUGGUGUAAUCUACCCCAUAGUCUUCACCAAGCUCCAACCGCACAUUGGAUUCGGCUGGGCUACUCGUGUUAUUGCCUUUAUAAUCCUCGCGACCUCACUCCCACCCCUUUUCUGUAUGAAGUCUCUCAGUGUACCCAAACCCUGGCGCACUGUCCUCGGUCCUACCGUAUUCAGGGACAUUCCCUACAUCCUCUUGAACGUCGGCCUCUUCUUUGGCUUCAUGGGUCUUUAAAUCAUCUUUUACUACAUCCAACUGUACGCCCUUGAGAAGAGUAGUUCUUCACCUGUUCAAGCAAACUACCUUCUCGUCACCAUCAAGGGAAGUUCCCUUUUCAAUCGUACUAUCCUAGGUUUCUAUGCUGAUAAAAUUGGUUCUAUCAAUGUUCAAACCAUCGUUGCAAUAACAAGUGCGAUAUUAACAUUUUGUCUCAUCGCUAUCAGAAGUUCAGCAGGGCUGGUGAUUUAUACCCUUCUGUAUGGAUUCUCUGCCGGUGCAUUCAUGGCGCCUCCUACGGCCGGCGUCGCUGGAUUAUCAGACGACCAUAGCAAGGUUAGUAUACGUUUAGGAAUGACCCUGGAGUUUGUUAGGUCCGGCGUUCUUGUUAGCACUUCCAUAGCAGGAGCUAUACUUAGUAGAGAUAACGGAAGUUGGGUUGGCUUAACCGUGUGGUGCGGGGUGCUACCCACAGCAGAUGCUGUGAGUAUGAUGGCGAGUCGAACAGCAAGAGUCGGGGUAAAAUUGAUUGAGGCAAUAUAAUUGUUGUUAAGACUAGUAACCU
Molecule: messenger RNA, 1784 nt
Organism: Sclerotinia trifoliorum
Lineage: Eukaryota; Fungi; Ascomycota; Leotiomycetes; Helotiales; Sclerotiniaceae
Source: the annotation of a GenBank genome assembly